Molecule: messenger RNA, 459 nt
Organism: Parastagonospora nodorum SN15
Lineage: Eukaryota; Fungi; Ascomycota; Dothideomycetes; Pleosporales; Phaeosphaeriaceae
Exons: 2
Coding region: 1-459 (152 amino acids)
Source: RefSeq, a predicted model, not a curated record
AUGGCAGCCCUCGCCGCAGCUCUUUCGGGAGACUAUGCUGUUUCGCACACGUCGUACCCGGCGCGCACGAAGACGUCCUCCGCAACCAUCAAAGGUCUUCGCACCGUCGCAACUGCGGUCAACUUUGCCGAUAAGAUACUUAUCACAGUUCACGUGCCCCUCGACAUCGCUGCAACGGAUGCCUCAGUGACCUCAAACGCAUACCUCGAUCGCGAAGAAGACGACCCAAGCUCUGACUUGCUACCGAUGCAUCAUCUCACCGCGACAACGAUACUUGGUGGAACAGUGCCGGGGCUGGAGAUUCUGGGACAGACGCUUGCGACACAGAUAGCCAGUGCUAUCAAGACCAGAGACGAGAGGGAGACACGCAUAGUCGUGCUAGGUAUGGGCUUGGACAAGAGUAUGGCCAGUAGAGGGGAGUUCGGUGCACUGAUUGGGCUGGUCCUCGAGGUUAUUUGA